This is a messenger RNA of Porites evermanni, 477 nucleotides long. NCBI's taxonomy places the organism in Eukaryota, Metazoa, Cnidaria, Anthozoa, Scleractinia, Poritidae. The record is from the annotation of a GenBank genome assembly.
AUAAAAGACAUCUUUGAAUUCAAUCACAUUGAUAACUCUCUGUCAGAAUCAGACGUCACUACUCUCAAAGAUUUCUAUAAACAUUAUCAUAAGAAAUACUGGUGUUUUAAGAAAUCAUACAAAAGAUAUAUACUUCUUGAUGAAACACUUACACUUUCUGGAGGAGGAUUAGUGGUGAUAGGAACUAUCACUGGUGGAAUAACACUAAAUCCAAUAAUACUCGGUGUAAUAAAUGGCGCCGGGGUGGUCGUAGCAAGUAUUGCAAAAAUGAAGAAUUAUAAGAAAAAGAUUGAAAUGUCACAAAUUGCAUUUACAACAUAUGAAAAAGUGCUCGUAGAAUUGAGAUCAGCUCUGAGAGGAGAUGAGUUUAACAAACAAGAGUUUAUCGAUCGAAUGAAGUUGAUAGAUGAAAUGAUAAUUGAUCAGACUCCUAUAGCAGAUAGAUUUGUUAAAAAAUAUAAUACAAAGUUUAUGUAA